Messenger RNA from Helianthus annuus (common sunflower), 616 nucleotides. RefSeq lists its product as uncharacterized. Lineage: Eukaryota; Viridiplantae; Streptophyta; Magnoliopsida; Asterales; Asteraceae. The coding region runs from base 20 to 616 and encodes 198 amino acids. The transcript has 2 exons. The record is from RefSeq and is a predicted model, not a curated record.
CAGUUAUCCUACUCCUGUCAUGGUCAAGAAAGAGACACCUGCUGCUACCAGCUCCAAGCCACUGCCGGCCCCCAAGGCUAACCCUAGGACCCGUGCUUCCACAGCAAAGAAGAGGAAGGGCUCUGAAAUCAGUGCCCCAGGCUCCGAGGGGUUCUCCUAUGAUGAACUCAGCUUCUCCGACUCCUUAGAGCCCAUGACAUCCUUCCUCAACAAGGGCCUUCAGCAUCUGCUCCACCUGUACAACGAUGCCUGCGGUACUGUUGCACUCCACGAAGCCAGGAUCAAACAGCUCGAAAGCACAGUUGCUGACCAAGGCGCCAUCGCUGAAGCAAAGUCCCGGCAUUACGAGAGCUUAAUGAAGAAAGUUACCCAAGAGGCUGAGCUCAAACUUGCCACCGCAGAAAUGGAUCACGAGCAGGCCAUGGUUUCUUUCCGAGAAGGGAUUAAGGCCUUCGCCAUCGUCUCCUUGCUACAAGCCCGCAUUAAGAUGGCCUAUGAGGCCAAGGAGACAGGCCUCGUGUGCCCAGCUUGGCCGGCGGACUCUUGGGUGGCCAAACUGAAGGAGCUUGGAGGGAAAGCUGUGCCACUCCCUACAGAAGCCGGUGAAUCCUCCUAG